Messenger RNA from Arabidopsis thaliana (thale cress), 2797 nucleotides. Its product is annotated as Chaperone DnaJ-domain superfamily protein. The record is from RefSeq and is marked reviewed. The transcript has 9 exons. The coding region runs from base 778 to 2442 and encodes 554 amino acids. Lineage: Eukaryota; Viridiplantae; Streptophyta; Magnoliopsida; Brassicales; Brassicaceae.
CUAAUCUCUGUCUCUAUACGCCACAGUGUUCUUUCUUACUCUCCUCCAAAAACCUUUUUGAAUCUUUUAAAAGUUCUCUCUUUUUUCGUUUAGCUUUUUUUUUUGCUUUCUCAUGAGCUCUUUUUGGGGUUUCAUGUUUCCCGAGCUUAUCUUUAGUGUAACCAAUUUACUUUAACUAAAGCUCAUUGCUUCUUCCUUUUUCUUCACUCUCUCUCAAGUCUACAUACCGAAGCGGUGAAAUGCUUGUCGGUGCGGUGUGAUGCUCUAACGAAGCUAUUUUGUUUUCUGGGUCUGCGUAUGGAAGAUUCUGCGAUUGCUUAAGUUUCUCGGAUCUGAGUUUGAGGCUAUGUACUAGACUGGAUUGUUGUUGGGUUAAUUUAGGGUUUUGUGUUUUAAGAAGCAGAAAUUGGAAAGUUCUGUUUGAUUCGUAUAUUCUGAAGAUUGCUUUUCUUUUUGUAUGUUUCUUCUUUGCUGGGGAAACUUGUUUGUGAAGGGAUAUGCGUUGAACGAAUAAGCUUAAAGCCGGAUUUGCAGUCUUUUAUCUCUGCUAUUGUCUUGUACUCUUGUUGUAUCUUCUAUCUCUCUCUUUCUGAGGAAAGCUAGUUGAAUAAGUUACGAACCUUUUGUAAUUUCUAGUGAUCUAAUUACCAGAUCAAAGCAAUGGCUGAGAAGCAAGUUUUCUCGAGAGUCCUGGUUCUUCAGUACCGUUCUUCUUACUUCUAUCAAUUGGCCUGAGCUUUGGAGGAAGAGUUUAGGGUUUGAUUAUUUUAUCUAGUUAUGGAGGAUAUAGGAUUGGUUAAGCAAGGUUGGAUAUGGUUGCAGUCUCAGAAACAUUUGUGUUUGUGGUUUUGUACUGCAACACAAUGUUUUGGGGAAAAGACAGAAGCUUUGGCAGAGCGUCAUUGGCCACUAGUGUGCAGUGGAUGUGGGAAGCUAUUAGGGUUACUUAGUUUAUCGUUUGUUUACUGGAAAGACUGCAUUUUGAGGGGUUUCCAGUCCAGUGUUAAAUUUGGUUCAGCUGCUUUGCUCCUCAUAAUGUGGAGUUGCUUCCUUAGCCUGACUUCAGUAUCUUGCUUGGUUUAUGUUCUCCUCGGUAUGGGAGCUGCCGGUGCUGUUGUCUUGUACUUAGGUCGCACACCUGGGAUCUUCAUUGUAGGACUAUUUGGAAUUUUGAUAUUGUGGAUGUACGCUAAUUUUUGGAUCACUGGAACAUUAUUUAUAGUUGGAGGUUAUUUGUUCUCUUUGAAUCACGCACGGGUGGUGGUUCUUAUGGCGACAAUGUAUGCAAUGUACUGUGUCAAAGUCAGACUUGGAUGGCCUGGAGUUAUUCUCUCGAUGAAUCUUGCAUUCUUGUCCAACGAUAUAUUUAUUUGUCUUCUUCAAUGGUGUGAUACUGUUAGUGAAAAAACACAAGUGGAGGAGCCAACGAAACCUGAAACUGUAAUAGACGAAGAGUUUCCAGGAGAGUUUGAGUAUUCUUCUGUUCCUGCUGAAGAAGCAGAGAAAAAGGUUCAUGAAGAUAAGUCGUCCACUAAGCCAGCAUCAUCGUCAACUGUUGUCAGUAACAUGAAGGAGAUUUCUACUGUUAAGGUAGUCAAAAUAGAAACAGAUUCAGCGGAUGAGAUGAAACGAAUUCUUGAUAGUUUGAAUCACUAUGAAGCAUUGGGGCUCCCUCUGUUUAAAAAGAUUGAUGCCGCAUUGCUUAAGAAAGACUAUAGAAAGAAGGCAAUGCUGGUUCAUCCGGAUAAAAAUAUGGGAAGUCCUUUGGCAAGUGAAUCAUUCAAGAAACUUCAAAGUGCCUACGAGGUUCUUUCGGAUUCUGUUAAAAGAAGAGAUUAUGAUGAGCUGUUAAAGAAGGAAGAAUCUCGGACCAAGAUUGUCUGUCAGUCCUCGCACGCCUCUUCUCAUCAGAAUAGUGCUGCUUAUCGAUCAGAAGAGUCAAGGCGCAUACACUGUACAAAAUGCGGGAAUUCACACAUUUGGGUAUGUACCAACAGGAGUAAGGCAAAGGCCAGAUGGUGUCAGGAGUGUGGUCAAUAUCAUCAAGCCAAAGAUGGUGACGGAUGGGUUGAACACAAAGGGACUCUGGUAUUCGAGAAAGCACAUAAGAUUGAAAUACCACGAGCUUUUGUUUGCGCUGAGGGAAAAGUCUUUGAUGUCUCAGAAUGGGCUAUUUGUCAGGGAAUGGCGUGUAGACCAAAUACACAUAGGCCAAGUUUCCAUGUGAACAUGGUCGGUUUAGAAAAGGCAACACAGAGAUCAAAGUCGAGCAGGUUCCCGUGGGAUCUUGAUGUGGAGAUGAUGGACGAGGAUGAGGAAGAGUUUGAGUUAUGGCUUCAACAAGCUCUAGCUUCCGGUCUAUUCUGUGAAACAUCAAAACGCAGAAAAAGCUGGAGUCCUUUCAAGUUAACCAAGAAACAAUCCCGAAGAACAUCGACUUGACCAAAAGAAGACAUCAACAAGGAUGGCAAGAUCAACAACAAUGGCUGAAUGGCUUGUUCUUUCCAACAAUGGAAAAUGGGCGAAGAUAAGAACGAAGAGCAUAAAAAGGAAACAAUCUUUAAGGUGAUAAUGAAGAAGUAAAGGACAUGGGAGCUUGAAACCAUAUGUUGAUUGAUCACUUGUUGGAUCCCUUCUCUGUAAAUAGAAUCCGUGGAUCCUGUGUACUGUGAUGUUGUUAUGGUUUUUCUCUGAGAAACCCUAAACUAUGUAAUGUGAAAGCUACAAAGAAGACCAGUUAACCAGAAAUCUAAAGGUUAAGUUUAUUACAAGUAAAAUUUCUGGAGAAACAUUUUAG